AUGUCCUUCCUCGGUUUGCUGAGCUACGUUUCGGUGUUAGUGCAAAUUUGCUUCGUAAUCGUUUCGAUAGCCGCUGGUCUGUACUACCUAGCUGAAUUGGUAGAGGAGUACACGGUGAUUGCUAAGAAAGCUAUCAGGUGGAUGGUGGCAAUCACAGCCGGUCUCUAUGUGAUUUUCAUCUUUACGGAGCCGUUUCCAUGGCCAAUGCUGCUCUGCGGGCUCGGCGCUCAACUGCUGCAUGCACUCAUACUGACUGACUUUCCUUAUGUGCGGUUUCUAUCGCCUGGAUUUCUGGGUGCGGUGUUGCUGUUGAUCGUGAACCACUAUCUAGCAUUCGUAUACUUCCAGCUGCAGUACCAUACAUUUUCAGAGAUACUGGCGUACUUUACGCUUUGCUUAUGGCUCGUACCAUUCGCAUUGUUCGUGUCGCUUUCGGCAAACGACAACGUACUACCGACUAGCACCAACGAACGAACACACUUACUCGGUGGAAAUGACGAUGUAGUAACGAAUUACUUUUCCAGCCGGAAAAAAAUGGGAUUACUUUCACUGUUCAGUUACGCCAAGGAAACUCUGCUCCCUGAGCGUAAUAAGAAGGCAUUCUAAAUCGAACAUUUGCUUCGACGUACUGUCGCUAUGAUCGACUAACUACUUUUGUACGAUAGCACUGGUUUAAUUGUUUUUAUUUAUAUUUAUUAUGACCGAAAAAACAUCACAUGAAUAAUAAAC
This is a messenger RNA of Anopheles nili, 729 nucleotides long. RefSeq names its product protein TEX261. Bases 1 to 606 code for a protein of 201 amino acids. Gene Ontology annotation, molecular function: COPII receptor activity. The transcript has 3 exons. NCBI's taxonomy places the organism in Eukaryota, Metazoa, Arthropoda, Insecta, Diptera, Culicidae. The record is from RefSeq and is a predicted model, not a curated record. Gene Ontology annotation, biological process: endoplasmic reticulum to Golgi vesicle-mediated transport. Gene Ontology annotation, cellular component: Golgi membrane; endoplasmic reticulum membrane; COPII-coated ER to Golgi transport vesicle.